This is a messenger RNA of Colletotrichum higginsianum IMI 349063, 2187 nucleotides long. RefSeq names its product F-box domain-containing protein. Gene Ontology annotation, molecular function: protein binding. The transcript is spliced from 5 exons. The record is from RefSeq and is a predicted model, not a curated record. Bases 1 to 2187 code for a protein of 728 amino acids. Lineage: Eukaryota; Fungi; Ascomycota; Sordariomycetes; Glomerellales; Glomerellaceae.
AUGGCGCCUUCGGGUCAGCUCCCCCGCGUGCGCUCUUCAGAGGCCUCGAUCGAGAAAGGCCGCGCAGCCUACGCGGACCAGCGCUUCCGUGUCGCCCUCGAGCACUUCACCCUCGUCGCCGGGAACUGCCCUUGCUCGAACCCCCGUGGCGGCAGCGGUGGUGGAGGCAACGCAGCGUCCGGAAGCUCGGGCGCCGACCACCAACAGCGCCGCCGUCGGGAGCGAUGCACGUGUCGCGACUUCGGCGAGGCCGCCGCCCGGCACCGCCGCGAGAGGGGCAGCGUCUACGCCGAGGCGACCAAGGAGUGCAGGUGCGGCGCCGAGAAGACGUGGGGCCGCUGUCACCGCGAGGGUCACGUCCAGGCGCUCGACUACCGUGCCGCGUGCUUCGAGAAGAUGGGGAACCUGGACAAGGCGAGGAAGGAUGCCGAGUGGCUGUUGGAGAUUGCGCCGCGGAGGCUGGAGGGUUACAUGAGGCUGGGGAAGAUUUACAGGCUCGAGAAGAAGCCCGAGAUGGCAUGGGCCGCAUGGAGUGCCGGCAUCGAAGUCGGACAGAAUGAGGGGCUGAUCAGGACAGCCAAGUAUGAGCAACUUCGAAAGAUCCGGGAACCGCUGCAUAAGCACUUUUGCCGGAGGGAUCCUCUAGACCUACCAAUUGAACUGAUCGAGAAGAUCUUUUCAUAUUUCGAAUUCCAGGAACUAUGCCGGGUAUCGGGCGUCUGCAAACGAUGGGACCAGUUCCUCGACACCCACCCCUACAUCUGGCGCGAAGUCCACUUCCCGACCCUGAACCCCCAGAAGCCGCCCAAGGUGUCGUUCCUCAAGACGCUCCGAAGGCGCACCGGCGGCGGCGCCCGCAGCCUCGUCGUGCCCAACGCCCACACCUUCCAACUCAACGAGAGCAAGUGGCUGUCGCUCAUCCAGACGACGAACCCGCAGAUGACGAACCGCCUCGAGAUCGGCUACAUCAAGCGCAACCUCGAGGGUGACUGGGGGUACAAGCUGCCGCCGAAGCCGCUCUUCUUCCAGGGCGUCAAAGAGCUGCGCUUCAGCUUCCACGAGAUCACCAGGCCUGAGUACCGCGGCCGCGGCGGCCCACAACCGUUCGUCAGGCAGUUUGUUGAGCGGGCGCGGGAGAACCUCGAGGAGAUCCUGCUCUUCAGCAUGUACCUGCAAGAUCUGGGCUGGCCCGAGCUGCCCCGUCUGAAGGUCCUCCAGCUGACCGGGCCCCUCAACUCGCCGGUGAACCAGCUGACCCCUGAACGUCGAAUCGAUCCUUUCGUCCUCGCCCGGGCAACGCCGAACCUGGAACAGCUCUACAUGGACAACUUUGGCGUCUUCACCGGCGUCGAGUCGCUGUCCCCGCCCGACGACUGCUGGUCCCUCUGGACGCGCCUGCAGGUGAUCAAGCUCGGCAAGGCGUGCGGCGCGCUCUCCAUGGGCGACAAACGCCACUUCCCGCCGCUGCACCCGUCGUCCUUCCGCGUUCUAGACGCCCGCGCCGCGCACCAGGGCAACCACGGCGACUGGCUCCCGCAGCAGCUGCCCCUCGACUACUCGGGCUACCCGGCCGCCGAGGGCGCCGCCGACUCGUCGGCGCCCCUCGUCACGUACCCCAACCUCGAGCGGCUGUGGAUGCCGCGCCUGCCGCUCAGCGUCGACCUCGCCACCGUGCUCCUCGAGCCCGCCAUCCGCUCCGGGAGGCUGCGCGAGCUCGGCCUCUGCUGGCGCCAGGACCCGGGCCAGUUCUUCCCCGGCGCGCUGGCCUGGCUGCGCGGCGCCGCGUCGGUGCGCACGUUCGGCUUCUUCAACUUCGACUUCGAGUCGCACGCGGCGCUGACGCGCGACCCGGCGCACCGCGGCGUCGACCCGAUUGACCUGCUCUUCGAGUUCCUCGAGGCCUUCCCGAACCUCGAGGUGCUCGAGCUGCACUCGGAGCUGUGCGAGCCGCGCCGCAUCGGCGCCGUCAUCGAGCGCGUCGCGCAGCUGGGCCGGCUGAGGCGGGUCUACCAGCGCGCGCUGACGGGCGUGCCCAUGGACCAGCUGCGGGCCUUUUGCGAGGCGCACGGCGUCGAGCUGGUGUACGGCGGCUGGGACGACCUGUUCCCCGUCUCGUUGGAGCCGCUGGGCCCUGUCGAGCCGGUCGAGGCCAUGAUGUCGGAUAUGUUGGCGUUGAAGGAGAACUAA